CUGACUUGCAGGAAUAAAGUCCCCAAACUGGUGCUUAGUGUUGAUACGCUUUUGACAAUUUGGACUCCUUUGAGAUGAUGUGUGAGAGCGUGUGAGACGCGUCCGUUUGUGUGUGUUAUGGUUCCAGCAUGAGUCUGAAGAACAGGAAGUUCUCACUAGACAGCUCCGUCUGUCAGGAUGCAGCGGGUCGCCUCAGCGGCCGCAGAGGCUCCAACCAGAAGCUCCUCAAGAAGUACACAACAAGUCUAGAGGAAAGUGAGCUGGAUACCCAGGAACUCAAUGAAACCUUCAACGACAACGUAACCGUCAGGGAGAAGACGUCGCUGGAGGAAUACGUUGACCGGCGGGAUGGCCUUGUCAGCCACCAUACUUUCCACAAACACAAUAAACACUUCCACAAACUAUUUCAUGAAAUACCUGAAGGAGAGAACCUGACACAUUCCUUCAUUUGCGCACUGCAGAAGGAAGUUCUUUACCAUGGAAAACUCUUUAUUUCAGAAUAUCAUGUGUGUUUCUACUCGUCCGUGCUGCUCAAAGAGACCAAGUUGCUGAUCCCAAUAUCCACCAUCCAGGAGGUGAAGAAACACGGUUCAGCUUUGUCCAUGCUGUCGAUACAAACUGCCGAGGAUGAGAAGUACUUCUUAUUUUCUUUGAAGAACCGAGAGAUGUGCUACAAUCUCCUCCAGCACAUCUGCUCACACGUGCAGGGAGGGAGUACCAAAAGCAGCCCUCGCAGCUCCUCUGCAGAGAAUGAAGCCAAUUGCGUAACGCCCGAAGCAAAUGUGUCCAGUCGUUCCAGCUUUGACGAUACCGUCAAUUAUGGAAUGGAAGGAAAGAACGGCAAUUUUCUGGAAGACAACAACCCUCAUUUGCCCAGUAAAGCAGGCACCCCACAAGGCGCAUCCCCCACAGACGAGGUGGACCAAGCAUCGUCGCUGCUUUGGAGGAUGAUGGAGGACGUCACGCGGUUUUUCUUCCUCAGGCAAAGAGGGAAUUUCACCGGAGUCUUCUACAUCUAUUUGAUGUUGUUGGUGCUCCUGCUGGUGGUGUCGGGCUACAUCGGGCUCAGGAUGCUGGCGCUGCAGGAGCAGCUCAACUCUUUGACUGAGUUGUCCUUGCAGUACAGAGACCAUCAAGAAACAUAGCCAAGGGCAACAAAUAAUACCAAUUUUCCAACGAUUCAUUGUUUAAUUAAUACGGAAUUGUUUGCCUUUAAUGAGACUUUAUACACCCAGCCCAUGCUUUCUUUACCCAAAGAGUAAACAGUCCCCCCCAAAAAAUCUGUGUAUUUAUGUUGUCAAAUAAUGUAAACGUCAUGUAAGACCUUGGUUUAAAAAUGGGUAUCUAAAUUUUGCGCCUAGACUGGAACUCGCCGCUAGAUGGUAGUGUUUCCAUCUAAACAACAGCAAAAGCAAAGCCAAGGCACUUAGUUGUCCCACAGUUAAAACAGUUCUGCCAUUUUUUUCGUCUGAACUCAAACCUUGUAAAUAAACACUUUGUUACAUU
Syngnathoides biaculeatus (alligator pipefish) is the source of this 1506-nucleotide messenger RNA. Its product is annotated as GRAM domain-containing protein 2B-like. The transcript is spliced from 13 exons. The coding region runs from base 129 to 1145 and encodes 338 amino acids. NCBI's taxonomy places the organism in Eukaryota, Metazoa, Chordata, Actinopteri, Syngnathiformes, Syngnathidae. The record is from RefSeq and is a predicted model, not a curated record.